ACUGUGUUUCCUUAUUUUCUGGAGGUCAUUGAUUAGAAGCAGAAAUGGGCGAAGCAAAGCUGAGCGGAAUAAAGGACAAUAGGUGGUCGCUCCAUGGCAUGACGGCUCUUGUGACAGGAGCCACUCGAGGCAUUGGGCACGCCAUCGUCGAGGAAUUGGCAGAAUUUGGAGCAGCCAUUCAUGUUUGUUCACGAAAGCAAGAUGAUAUUGAUAAGUGUUUGGAAGAGUGGAAAAAGAAGGGAUUCAACGUCACCGGUUCAGUCUGUGACGUCAAACAUCGCGACCAACGCCUCAAGCUCAUGGAAACUGUUUCAUCAAUCUUCCACGGAAAGCUUAACAUUCUGGUGAAUAAUGCAGCGAUAGAAAUAACAAAGAACAUAGUAGAUUACACUGUUGAAGAUGUAUCGACUAUAAUGGCUACCAAUUUUGAGUCUGUUUUUCAUUUGACUCAACUUGCACAUCCACUUCUUAAACAAUCUGGAUGUGGGAGCAUAGUAUUCAUUUCAUCCAUUGCUGGUGCAAAAGCUAUUCCAGGUUUAUCUGCUUAUGCAGCCGCUAAAGGAGCCAUGAAUCAAUUCACCAGGAGCGUAGCAUCGGAGUGGGCAAAAGAUAACAUUCGUGCAAAUGCUGUAGCACCUGGACCAAUUUGGACUCCACUCUUUGAAUCUGUCAGGGAGAAAACUGGAACGAAAGUGUGGGAUGCUAUUGUUACAUCUACAAUACCUUUUGGUCGAGUAGGAGAAACCAACGAAAUAUCACCACUGGUUGCUUUUCUUUGUCUUCCAGCUGCAUCAUAUAUCACUGGGCAGACUUUCUAUGCUGAUGGUGGUUUCACAUCUUAAAUUUCAAUUAGUGACUUCAUAAUUAAA
Molecule: messenger RNA, 869 nt
Organism: Vigna radiata var. radiata (mung bean)
Lineage: Eukaryota; Viridiplantae; Streptophyta; Magnoliopsida; Fabales; Fabaceae
Product: tropinone reductase homolog At5g06060-like
Exons: 5
Coding region: 45-842 (265 amino acids)
Molecular function (GO): oxidoreductase activity
Source: RefSeq, a predicted model, not a curated record